AUGGAGAGUUACUACUGUACAAAUGAGCAGCAAGCUUUCAUGGAGGAGCUUAUGGGCUUCAGAGAAAUGGAAAAUUUCUACGCCAAUCAAGCUUACUUAAACGCCAUUAAUAAUGGCGGAUCUCUCACCCUCGACUCCAUCUACAACAACACCGCCGCCACAAAUUUUGCCCCAAAUUCCAUGGAAAACAGUUACAACCCUAAUUACCUCAAUAACAAUAACCAGAGCUUCGUUUCAUCCUCAUACGCCCACUACGGCGAGGAGCUCUCCCCUCCGGAUCUCACGGCCGAUUCGUCCGGCAGUCGGAAUCUGGACGGCCACUUCUACCUCUCCGGCGCCGGCGAGAGCCUGUUCCCCAGGGGCGCGGGGUACCAGGGUAUGGAUAUCGGGGUGCCGUGUAAGGCGGAGCCCCAGCCCGAACUUCCUGCGGGCUUCAACAUGGCCUUCGGCCCGGCCCAAAGGGCAAAGCCUAAGAAGAUCAGCGGCCAGCCGUCGAAGAACCUCAUGGCCGAGCGCCGCCGGAGGAAGCGCCUCAACGACCGCCUCUCUAUGCUCCGAUCGGUUGUUCCGAAGAUUAGCAAGAUGGACAGAACAUCUAUACUUGGAGACACCAUAGAUUACAUGAAGGAGCUGAUUGAACGGAUCAAUGGCUUGCAAAAAGAGAUGCAUUUGGGCACAAAUCAGUUGGCCUCAAUGACCAUUUUCAAUGAUGUCAAACCUAAUGAGAUUGUCGUCAGGAAUUCACCCAAGUUCGAUGUGGAGAGGAGAAACACAGACACAAGAAUCGAGAUAUGUUGCGGUGUGAAGCCCGGAUUGUUGGUGUCAACGGUGACCACAUUAGAAGCAUUAGGCCUCGAAAUUCAACAGUGUGUAAUCAGCUGCUUUAAUGAGUUUUCUCUCCAGGCUUCUUGCUCUGAGGACUUGAAUAAAAGGGCAAUGUUGGAUACAGAGGAUAUAAGACAAGCAUUGUUGAGAAAUGGUGGAUAUGGAGAAAAAUGUCUGUAA
Messenger RNA from Striga hermonthica, 1005 nucleotides. NCBI's taxonomy places the organism in Eukaryota, Viridiplantae, Streptophyta, Magnoliopsida, Lamiales, Orobanchaceae. The record is from the annotation of a GenBank genome assembly.